GUCGGGUGGUAUGCGCACUAGACUAGAGCUGAUUCGCCUACCGAAUUGAAAAAGUCAGCAGUGUGGAUUAAAACUGGAGAAUUAUGUUCGAAUGAACUCAUCCGCUAGAGAUAUUAAGCCUGCAGUGGUUUCUAAGCAAGCAGAAGAGGUGAUCAAUGGUGUAUCCACUCAAGUAGUGUGCUCUGCAUUUAGCAAUCACAUACUGGUGGUGGUGACACAGUAUGGGAAGAUGGGAACAUUGGUAUCAGUCACCCCAAACGUGGUGUCUGGUGAUAUCGGCACGCCCUCCUUGACCACAAAAGUACUCUUAGGACCUGAUGAGCCUGUUAUUCAUGUGUGUGCAAAACAUUUGGUGACUUUUGUAUCUCAAGAAUCUAAGAACAAACCAAUUCUCCUGGCACUUGCACUAAAGGACAAAAGUGUGGAUACUAUUAAACUACUAAAAGAUAUCAUCAAAAGCUGCCAGGUCUGGUAACACAGAGAAAAUACUCUUAGCCGCAGUCAUGGAUGGGUUAGAGGCGUUUCAUUCCUAUUAUGAAAAGAACAAUGUGUAUUCACGAUUAUGUGUAUUUUCCAAAUAUAAUUUAUAUUUUUA
This is a messenger RNA of Bombina bombina (fire-bellied toad), 595 nucleotides long. RefSeq names its product proteasome assembly chaperone 3 (gene PSMG3). The coding region runs from base 92 to 475 and encodes 127 amino acids. Lineage: Eukaryota; Metazoa; Chordata; Amphibia; Anura; Bombinatoridae. The record is from RefSeq and is a predicted model, not a curated record. The transcript has 3 exons. Gene Ontology annotation, biological process: proteasome assembly.